Messenger RNA from Aspergillus sclerotioniger CBS 115572, 1895 nucleotides. Its product is annotated as alpha-amylase. Gene Ontology annotation, biological process: carbohydrate metabolic process. Gene Ontology annotation, molecular function: hydrolase activity, hydrolyzing O-glycosyl compounds; calcium ion binding. NCBI's taxonomy places the organism in Eukaryota, Fungi, Ascomycota, Eurotiomycetes, Eurotiales, Aspergillaceae. The record is from RefSeq and is a predicted model, not a curated record. The coding region runs from base 201 to 1814 and encodes 537 amino acids. The transcript has 8 exons.
CUUGAAAAUCAUACAAACAGCUCCAGUAAUAUGACGUGUUUUGCAACAUAGACAGUUGACACAUCCUACAUCUAACCGGCAGUGGACGCGUCUGUUCUCAUCAACAAAAUCCCUCAUAAUCCCUGCUGCCGGGAGAAGAUAGUCUCGCUCCUCUCUCCCUUCUUGACACAUUCCAAACCCAUAAGCCAUACUAUUCCUCCAUGCCGUCGCUGCUUUCAUGGUGCCAACCUGGGAAGAGAAAGGAGAAGCGGCUAUGGAAGGAGAUUGAAGAAGAAGCUGAGCACUUGGAUCAACACCCAUCAUGGGACGCUCCUGACAAUUCGUUGAUGCUCCAAGCUUUUGAAUGGCACGUGCCGGCUGACCAAGGCCAUUGGCGUCGUCUCCAACAUGCUUUGCCUGGCUUCAAAGCUAUCGGGGUCGAUAAUAUCUGGAUUCCACCCGCGAGCAAAGGCAUGGAGCCAUGCGGCAAUGGCUAUGAUAGUUACGACCUGUAUGACCUGGGAGAGUUCGAACAAAAAGGAUCCUGCGCUACAAAAUGGGGCACUAAGGAAGAACUCCAAUCCCUAGCAGCUCGGGCCCAAGAUCUCGGGAUAGGCAUCUAUUGCGAUGCUGUCCUCAAUCACAAAGCCGGAGCAGAUUACACGGAGCGCUUUCCAGCAGUCAAAGUUGACCCACAGGAGCGUAAUACGGAGAUAUCCUCUCCCGAAGAGAUCGAGGGCUGGGUGGGAUUCAACUUCCCCGGGCGCGGUGACCGGUAUAGUUCGAUGAAGUACAACUGUCAGCACUUCAGUGGUGUCGACUGGGAUCAAAUCCGUCAAAGGAAGGGAGUGUACAAAAUCGAAGGGCAUAAUUGGGCAAAAGAUGUUGCCAGUGAGAAUGGCAAUUACGACUAUCUCAUGUUUGCAGACUUGGACUACUCCAACGCCGAAGUGCGGAAUGAUGUGUUAAACUGGGGUGAGUGGAUAAACACCCAGUUGCCUCUAAGUGGUAUGCGGCUGGAUGCGGUCAAACAUUAUUCGGUUGGUUUUCAAAAGGAGUUCAUUGAUCGUCUUCGAGCAACUGUCGGACCAGACUACUUCAUAGUGGGCGAAUACUGGAGAUACGAGGCCAGGCCGCUCCUUGAUUACUUGAAGCAGAUGGACUACAAGUUAUCUUUAUUCGAUUCAGCCUUGGUUAGACGCUUGUCAAUGAUCUCGCAAGUAGAAGGAGCCGACCUUCGCAACAUUUUUAAUAACACGUUGGUUCAGCUACGGCCUAAGAAUGCUGUGACGUUUGUUGCCAAUCAUGACACUCAACCAGGGCAGGCCCUUGCGACACCAGUUGCUUCGCGCUUCAAACCUCUUGCGUACGCUCUGAUCCUGCUUGGUGAUAAGGGUCAGCCGUGUGUAUUUUAUGGAGAUCUCUAUGGUCUCCAAACUGACGUCAAAGAUCCGAUGACUCCCUCCUGCAAGGGAAAGCUUCCCAAACUCACACAGGCCCGAAAGCUGUAUGCAUAUGGCUUGCAACGAGACUACUUUGAUAAAGCGAACUGCAUCGGUUUUGUUCGUUACGGCAACCGUCGACAUCCGUCUGGUCUUGUGUGCAUAAUGAGCAAUGCCGGCCCAUCAAGAAAGCGAAUGUAUGUCGGUCGACGACACGCCACAGAGCAAUGGACCGAUAUCCUGCAGUGGUGUCCCCAAACUGUUGUGAUUGACAAAAAGGGCUACGGAGAAUUUCCGGUGAGCGCAAUGAGUGUGAGUGUAUGGGUGAAUUCUUCGGCAGCAGGAAGAGAUAGCCUCCAGUAUCAAUUCGACAACGAUAUAUAUAAAUACUAGCUAUGUGAUAAAAAAGACGGAGAGAAGGCUAUAAAGGACAACAUUUUCAGAAAUAUUGGGGUAUUUUUAAUCGGAUGUCGG